GUGCAGCGCCCUUCCUCUGUCCGUGAGGGCUUAGCUUACAGCUCAGGGCGGGUGGGACACCGUGCAACAGGCAGGACUGUCUCAGCUUCACCUUUCCACUCUCCCUCGCCAGGUAGACAUCAGCAUCUUCUGCAGAGGGAAGGCCGGAGGAGGAAGGCCAGGGGGAUAGAUGCUCGUGUUCUUCAAGGCCUUUGAGUGAGUUUGCAGUGGCAGGAGGAGACAGCACAGCAGAGGGCAGAUAAGUGGUUGAUCUGUGGCGGGAUGCUGCCGUGCUCACAAUGACCGACAGUUGGACUGUGUGGGACGGCUCCUCGGUGAAGGAGAGACAGGGCUCCCUGUGGACCAUGAACCGCUACACCACUCUGAAGCAGCUGGGGGACGGCACGUACGGCAGCGUGCUCCUGGGAAAGAGCAACGACACCGGGGAGCUGGUGGCAAUUAAGAGGAUGAAGAGGAAGUUUUAUUCCUGGGACGAGUGUUUGAAUCUGAGAGAAGUGAAGUCUCUGAAGAAGCUGAACCACGCCAACGUGGUGAAACUGAAGGAAGUCGUCAGAGAAAACGACCACCUCUACUUUAUCUUCGAGUACAUGAAAGAAAACCUCUAUCAGCUCAUGAAAGAACGGGAAGAUAAGAUGUUUUCAGAAAAUGAGAUAAGGAACAUUCUGUUCCAAGUGUUGUCCGGUUUAGCGUUUGUGCAUAAACACGGAUAUUUCCAUCGUGAUAUGAAGCCGGAGAAUUUGCUCUGCAUGGGCCCACAGCUGGUGAAGAUUGCAGACUUUGGCCUAGCGAGGGAAAUCCGCUCCCAGCCGCCUUACACUGAUUAUGUGUCCACGAGAUGGUAUCGGGCCCCAGAGGUUCUGCUCAAGUCCAACUCCUACAGCUCCCCCAUCGACAUCUGGGCGGUGGGCUGCAUCAUGGCGGAGCUGUACACCCUCAGACCUCUGUUCCCCGGCAACAGCGAGGUGGACGAGGUCUUCAAGAUCUGUCAGGUGCUGGGAACGCUGAGGAAGUCGGACUGGCCUGACGGCUACAACCUGGCCUCCUCCAUGAACUUCCGCUUCCCUAAGUGUAUCCCCACCAGCCUCAGAUCCCUGGUCCCCAACGCCAGCGCCGAGGCGAUCACGCUGAUGAAAGACAUGUUACGAUGGGAUCCAGAGAAAAGACCAAGUGCUGCUCAGGCUCUGCGGUACCCGUACUUCCAUGUCGGCCAGGCACUUGGAGCUCCUUUAAAGUUCUCAGAGCAGCACAAGGCCCGGACGAAGAUUUCCCAGGCUGCUACAGAACCGAAGCCUCUGUCCCUCUGUAAGACGGACCUGGAGCCCUGCGAGCAGAGGAAGACCCGGGUGGAGCUACAGACCUCCAGACUACCUCCACACCGGCCUCUACAGGAGAUCCCUCUUCCUCAGGACAACACAGAUCCUACAGCGGGGCAGCAGCAGCCGCUCAGCCUGGUGAAGAACAAGCAACCAGGAAGCUGGCACACUCAGCGUGGGCCGGCAGCUGGAGCUGAGAACAGUGUGUUUGGAGUCAGGACCGGACGUAGACGCUGGGGUCAAACAUCGUUCAAGUCAGUCGACAGCUGGGACGACGGUGACGACACGGACGCUGGAGUUUCCAUCUCCAAAAAACCCACCAUAAGCUCCCUGAAGGACAGGACCCUCGAGGGACACGGCUGUCGAUUUCCAGAGUCAAAGAGCAACACGGUAGCAAAGUUACCGAGCGGCAUCGGGCUAAAGAGAACGGACUCCACCUCCUCGUCUGCCAAGCAGCACUACCUCCGCCAGUCCAGGUACCUGCCAGGCAUUAAUCCAAAAAGCAACUCCUCAGGCAGAAACCUGUGGGACAACUCGUGUUUAACCAGAGGACCGGGCCUGGAACUCCCUCUUAAUAAAGAUGCUGCUCUUCCCAAACUCUCAGAUAAGCAGCUUCUGAAGGAAAAGAACCUGGAGGAAGUGGAUCUGUCCAAAGACUCGUUCCCGAGCAACACCAACAACCGAACCAAGACCAAUAAAUCAGCUGCUCAGAAGAGUGAACCAGGAGCCGCUCGACUGAAGAACACGCUGGUGCCCAUCGAAGGCGAAGUCGAUGUCUCCUCAACUGCCGAUUUGAGAACUGAUCACAAAACCAAAACGUGUAAGAACAAGAUCUCUUCAAAUAAACUGGCUCUCUCAAAUGAAGAGUAUGAACGGUGGAGGAGCAGAUCUGUGAAUCCUCAGAUCUCCGGAUCCAGCAGCGGCUCCACAGUGAAGACAAACCUCCCACGGGGCCCAAACAUCCAGCCGGUGCACGGACGAGUCGACUGGGCCGCCAAGUACGGAGGCCACCGGUAGCACCAGUGACUCCCAGCAUACACACGUCAGGUGGGACAUGAGCUGCCACCAGUGAGCAGCCAUAUUUCACUGUGGUUCCAUCGGCCAUUUUAUUAGAUAUCAUUCAGUGUUGCACAAGUGGAUGAUUGUUAGAAUAUCAGUAUUUUUUUAAAUAAGAGACAAAGUAGUUAUUUUUGUAUAGAAGUGAGUGAAUGUUUUAUUUCAAUGGAGUGAAAAAGUGCAGAUAUAAAGUAUAUUUUCUUAUUAAAGUACACAAACAGGUUUAAACACAAUUAGCUGUGCAAAGAUAAUCCUGAUAAGGUGAAUGUUUUCCAUAAAAAUAUUGUUUAAACUUAAAUUGUUCUCACAGACGACUGCAAAGAGGGAAUGUAUGUUUUGUACGCAGAAAAUAUCUAUUUAAGUAUUUAUCAGGAUUCGUGUGGCCUCGUCAACAUCCCAGUUAUGAUCUUCACCAGCAUCAGUCCGCUGAAAAAAAGAGAUGACACCAUUUAAAUCAGGGUCGAGUUAGAAUUAACGCCUCGUGGUUGUGUGUCUCCACCAACCAGAGCAGUUCCAGACUCAUGAAGUCACUGUGUCACUCAGAUUCUCAUCAGGUCGUCCUUGAGUUCAACGUCCAAGUGAAUGUUUGUACCAGAUUUAAAGAAAUUGCCUCGAGGUCGUUUAAAGCAGAAGUCUGUGAUCUUCAUGUUGUGUAUAUAGUUAAUUACCAAUCAUCAUUAUGUGUAAUGACGGUGUUUUACCUGAAUAAAGUCAUUAGACCUGCUGGCAUGAA
Hippoglossus stenolepis (Pacific halibut) is the source of this 3102-nucleotide messenger RNA. Its product is annotated as serine/threonine-protein kinase MAK. The transcript is spliced from 15 exons. Gene Ontology annotation, cellular component: cytoplasm; nucleus; cilium. Lineage: Eukaryota; Metazoa; Chordata; Actinopteri; Pleuronectiformes; Pleuronectidae. Gene Ontology annotation, biological process: intracellular signal transduction; protein phosphorylation; intraciliary transport. The record is from RefSeq and is a predicted model, not a curated record. Bases 279 to 2330 code for a protein of 683 amino acids. Gene Ontology annotation, molecular function: protein serine/threonine kinase activity; ATP binding.